AUAUGUACAAGAAAAGAAAAAGAAGGAAGAAAGAUAAAGAAAAGACUCUGAAGUUGGGGGUGGGUUGGGGGGAAGAGUAAAUGUGCAAGAAACUUGAUUUUCCUCAGAUUCCAUUGGAUAUCUGUGAUAGAAGAUGCACUUAAAAGGCAGGUUUUCAUUAGUGAUUGAUGUUACAUGUGGCAUUAGUGCUGUAUGUUAAGCAAGAGAUGUCAUGUGAUUGGCCCAAUUGACAGUCUGUGUUUGAAACUGGGAGCAUGAGAUUCCCCGUAAGUGGAUAAUCUCACACAUUUAUGUCUCUUUUUGGUUCAAUUUACGGAAAAGAAUUUCUAGCUUUGGGAGAAGUUUAUCUUCAAUUUAAUAAGAUAGCUGAUUUCAUUCACCUUUCCUGGAGUAUUUCUUUAUAAGAGAAACAGAGCAAGUUUGGGUCCUGGGUCCUAAAAUCUAAGGUUAGAUUCUUUGAUUCCUCCAGCCCUACAAAGAACAAAAAGAAUCUGCCAAAAACACUACACCCUACUCAGAAAAUUAAUAAAAUGAAGAGAGAGAAAUUAAAAAGAAAGGAAGAACCAUUUGGUUUUCCUUUCAGUCACCAUAAAGAAAUAUCUAUUAUAGCAUUUCCCAUCAAACAUAUUUAAUUUUCCUCAAAGCUUCUCAGAGUGUUAGGAAAGUUGCACCCAUUAUUCAUCAUGGUGGGGCUACCUAACUCAUGAAGGAAUCAAGCAGAGAGAGGGGGGGUAAACAGCAAGAUAAAAACGAACCAUACACUUUUCCUCUUUUCUCUCCUUUUGAGAGACCCAAAAUGAACUGUGUUGCUUUCUCUGUUUUUCCUGCAUCAUGGAUUCUUUCCCAUCCCCUUUCAAGUCAAAGAAGAAAGAAGGAAAAUUUAAUAAAGAAAAGUUAGAAUGAAAUGGUGGUGGGUGAAAGGAAGAGCCACAGCUCAUGGGCAUAUAUUCCCCUUCCAACAUAACCCUGGUCAUAUUUCCAGAUAUGGAGUGAGAACAUAGGACACCCAACAACUCUAAAAUUAUAAAGAGAAGGACACUGCUCCCCCUAAUUUUUAUGUUUCUCUCUUCUACUUGCCCUUCCAUCAACAAAUCCAACAAAUGGGUCUCCAAAAUUUGCAAAAUCAAAACAUGAACCUGGUUUUGUCCACUGAUCCAAAACCUAGGCUUAAAUGGACUUCAGAGCUACAUCAAAGGUUUGUUGAAGCUGUCAAGCAACUUGGAGGGGCAGACAAGGCAACACCAAAGAGUCUGAUGAGGGUGAUGGGAGUUCCUGGACUUACUUUGUACCACCUCAAGAGCCAUUUGCAGAAGUAUAGGCUGGGUAAGAGCCAGCCAUCACAGUCACAGUCAUCUCAGCUUCAGUCUCAGUCACAGUCUCAGUCUCAGGCCAGCACUGAGAAUAAGAAAGAAGUUCUCUUUGAUGCAGAUUUUAAAGAGAUCCAGAGUAGUAAUCAUGAUCUAAGAGCAGGAAUCACUGAGGGAAAUCCAAAUCCAAUCAAUGAAAGCUUUCAGAUUGCUCAGGUUCUCCAAAUGCAAAUGGAAGUGCAGAGGAAGCUUCAUGAACAGAUUGAGGUGCAGAGACGUUUACAAGUGAGAAUAGAAGCUCAAGGGAAGUACUUACAAUCAGUAUUAAAAAAGGCAAAGGAAACACUUUCUGGUUACGAUUCUUCUUCAAUGGGAAUAGAAAUUGCAAAAGCUGAACUGUCUCGAUUAGUCUCAAUGGUUAACAAUGAAUAUCUAAGCUCUUCAAUCUCAGAAUUGACAGAAAUAGGAGGUUCAAGCUUAAAAGACACUGAGAGGAAACAAAUGAGAGGCACAGUUUGUUCAAUGGAAAGCUCCUUGACAUCAUCUGAGAGCUCUGGGAGAAAAGAAGAUGAGGAACAAAAGAACAAGUUGGGUGACACCUACAAGUUCAAUCCUGAUUCCAUUGAGCUUCCUUUAAUGGAUAUUCACCCUCAAGAAAAGCCAUGGAAUAAUCACGUAAGUGAUCAAGCAAAGAAGAGAAGUUGCAGCACAAUUUCUGAUGGCAUCUGUGUAGAGCAGCCACUGGCAAAAAGAUCAAAAAGUGAUAACAAAUUGAGAAAUUUUGAUCUCAAUAGCCGUUGUCAGAAUGACUUUGAAUCAGAUUCAAAACCAAUAGACCUGAAUUGCAAGGGAAUUGAACAAGUGAAUGGGCAACUCUAGAGUUUUGGGAAGCAUUAUACUGGAAGGGUUUUAGUCAUUAUACUGGAAGGGUUUUAGUAAUAUAGUUUAUGCAGUAGCAAAGUUGAUAAGAGUUAAAUCUUUGUUUAUAAACUAUGUAUAUUGGUGGUAUAUGUAUGGACCCAUGAUGUAGGACAAGCUCUGAUACCAAAAUGAUGUAGAGCCAAUAGUCCCCUGCAACAUUUCAAAACAUGGUAUAAUAUAUUGUGGAUACAUCUCUA
This is a messenger RNA of Hevea brasiliensis (rubber tree), 2425 nucleotides long. Its product is annotated as myb family transcription factor PHL8. The transcript has 6 exons. Lineage: Eukaryota; Viridiplantae; Streptophyta; Magnoliopsida; Malpighiales; Euphorbiaceae. The coding region runs from base 1101 to 2186 and encodes 361 amino acids. The record is from RefSeq and is a predicted model, not a curated record. Gene Ontology annotation, molecular function: DNA-binding transcription factor activity; DNA binding.